AUGGCGCCACCACAACCAGUAGAAGUAGAAGCACAGCCACAGCGAGAGGGCGCUUGGUACAAGCAGGGGGCCAUCCCUUUGGGGUCGUGCAUUGGCGGUAUUUCGAUCUAUCUUCAUUGGUCCUUCUUUGCCCUUUUGGGCAUCAUGCUUAUUUCAACAUUGCUUUCCAAUGCGUCCGAUGGUAACUAUUGGCUCCUGAUCAUCUUGCUUUAUGGACCCAUCCUUUUGGUUACUAUCAUCCUUCAUGAAUUCGGACAUGCCUUCAUGACCAAAGCACUCGGCGGACAAGUGGGUGACAUGGUCCUGUGGCCUUUGGGUGGUUUUGUCAUUUGUGGUCCCACAGAGACGGUAGCUGGGGACUUUUACGUGGCAAUAGCGGGACCUUUGACCCAUAUUCCUCAAUGCUUGGUUUGGUUUGGCAUUUUUGCGGCUGUGGAAGGAGGCAACUUUGAGAAUUUUGGACGUUUCUAUGACAGCGACAUGGACUUUGGGGCUGCUCUGACGUCCCAGGCCUUUUAUCUGAACGUGGUCUUGUUCAUCUUCAAUCUCUUUGUCCCUGCCUACCCACUCGAUGGAGGUCGUUGUUUGGCAGCCGGGCUGGUCCUGUGUGGCUUGUCUGUCCUGAACGCGGCAAUGGCCACGGCAAUUAUUGGAAUGGUGAUUGCCAUGGCAUUCGCAGUUUGGGGAAUUUUCGAUUUCAUCAACGGGUCGCCCACGGGAAUUUUUACAGCUGCCAUGGGUGCAUGGAUCUUUAUGUCUUCCUACGGUCUAUUCAAGUUGACGCGACCAGCUUCUGGAGUCUACGGCGAGGUGACCGACAAUCUGAAAUCCCACCCAGUCUUUGGACAAGAGUGUUACCAAAAUCGAGCACGUGGUGAAAACAACAAUACUAGUGGCAGCAACAAUGCGUGA
Molecule: messenger RNA, 912 nt
Organism: Seminavis robusta
Lineage: Eukaryota; Bacillariophyta; Bacillariophyceae; Naviculales; Naviculaceae
Source: the annotation of a GenBank genome assembly